Messenger RNA from Nestor notabilis (Kea), 706 nucleotides. RefSeq names its product NFU1 iron-sulfur cluster scaffold (gene NFU1). NCBI's taxonomy places the organism in Eukaryota, Metazoa, Chordata, Aves, Psittaciformes, Psittacidae. The transcript has 7 exons. The coding region runs from base 5 to 706 and encodes 233 amino acids. Gene Ontology annotation, molecular function: iron-sulfur cluster binding; iron ion binding. Gene Ontology annotation, cellular component: mitochondrion. The record is from RefSeq and is a predicted model, not a curated record. Gene Ontology annotation, biological process: iron-sulfur cluster assembly.
UCGUAUGAUGGUAAAAGAUCAUAAUUUGACAUCUCAACAGUGUUUCCACCAACUUGUGCAAAAGAAACCAUUUCUUCCACCUGCAGUGUGGCAUAAUGCAGUAAGGGGGAUGUUUAUUCAAACUCAGGACACACCAAAUCCAAACAGUUUGAAGUUUAUUCCUGGGAAGGAAGUGCUGGGGUCGAGGACUAUGGAGUUUUCCACACCAGCUGCAGCGUUUUGCUCACCUUUAGCAAGACAGUUAUUCAAAGUUGAAGGUGUUAAAAGUGUUUUCUUCGGACCAGACUUCAUCACAAUCACCAAGGAGAGUGAAGACCUGGAUUGGAACUUACUCAAACCAGAUAUUUAUGCAACUAUAAUGGAUUUCUUUGCCUCUGGCUUACCUGUAGUGACAGACGAGGCACCUAGGACAGAUACAGGUGCAUCAGAAGAUGAUGAUGAAGUUGUACUGAUGAUUAAAGAACUGCUGGAUACAAGGAUAAGGCCGACAGUGCAAGAAGAUGGUGGUGAUGUUAUUUAUAAAGGCUUUGAGGAUGGGAUUGUGCAGCUGAAGUUGCAGGGUUCGUGUACCAGCUGUCCCAGUUCCAUCAUCACCCUCAAGAACGGGAUACAGAACAUGCUCCAGUUCUACAUCCCUGAAGUAGAAGGCGUGGAACAGGUUGUUGACGACGAUGAUGACGUGGAGAAAGAAGCAAAUUCUACUUGA